UUUCAUGUGUGCUCUGUGGAUGUAAUGGGAAAUUCCACUGAUCAAUGUUUUACCACUGGGAUGAAUGUCUUACUCCUGUUUUGACUGUUUUCUGUGCCCUUGGCGGAUGCAACUGCAAAGUUCAUGUCCUUACUGGGUCAUUUCUCCUCAUGAUGACUUUUAUCUGGGUGUUUCCUCAUUCUGGUGCAUACCAGACUUAACUUGUUCAUUUUAGUUCCUCUUUUAUUACCUCCAUCGACACAGUGGUGAGUGGAUAAUGAGUUUUAAUUUGUCUGUGAACUAUCACGUUAAUAACUGCACGGCUGAAUCCUCGUGUUAUCGUCCUCGAGGCGUUUGCACAACAGGCACAUUUCUGUUGUGUGCGACUUAUUGAAAAGUUUUAAUUUUUUUUACCAACCUUCUCUGAAAAAAGAAAAUAUAUUGACUUCAAGAAGUAUAUUUCACAAACAGCCACUAUCAUCUGCCGUUUGAUCUUAAGGUUUCCUGAUUAUGUAUCAAUAUAAAUUAUUCUUAUUCGGUGGAAUAUUACAAGUCUAAAUUGUGUUUCAUGUCUUCAAACAAGCGUUCACUUUUUUUACAUUAUUUCAUAUUUUCUUGAAAUUUCAGGGGAAAUUAAAUCAACUUAAUCUUCAAAAUCUCCUAAACUGAGAUAAGUCAUAUUGAUUUCAAUGUUUUAGUUGUAUCUUUAAAUUGUACGAGCACCGUGUUGUUGUUGUUUUUUAAUGGAGGCCGAACUUGUUCAUAUCUUCGUGCAAUUCAGAAUAUGUACGCAGGUCAGAUAUAGUAACUGCCAUUUAUUGUAAUAACUCUCCUCUCAGAAUUUAAUCAAAUGUUCCAGCAUAUGUGUCAAAAAAUAGCAAUAAUCAGGAAAAGGACUUUAAUAUCAGUAAUUACACAGGCUCCUACUGAGCAAAUUUUAAUUAGCCUGCAACACUGUGUGUGUGUGUGUGUGUGUGUGUGUGUGUGUGUGUGUGUGUGUGGGGCCUAGAUAUUACUCAUGCUGUGGGGACCUACAUACGUUUAGUCACUUACGAGGACCUUGCUUCAUCACGAGGACAAAAAUACUUACUAUAUGUUUCUAUGUUGAAAUAACAUGAAAAUGCCACCUUAUAUAUAUUCUUUAAAUAUCUCGUUACACAGAAAACACCUUGAUAUUCCAGAAAAAAUAUAUCAAUAUAUAAUAUUUAGUUCAUUAGAGUAGUAUUUAGUUAAUUAUGUUUAUUAGUCUAUUAACAGUGUAAGAUGGUGGCAUAAGUAUCUGGAAUAUUUUGGCCUGCAAAUUUGCUCUUUCACGAAAAACAUGAGCGUGUGUGUCUUCGUGUUUGUUGUGUGUGUGUGUGUUGAGGGGGGGGGGGGGGGGAUAUUAUAUUUCCCCGCACAUCCCGCAAACGCACCACGAGCGUCGGUCUGUGUCACGUGAGAUGCUCCGCUAAGAAUGCGGUGACGUUGUGGAGUUCCGUCAGAGGAGCGGUGUCUGACAGCCAGUCUGCCCGGGACCAACAGCUGCAUUCCCCGGCUGAGACGAAGCGUCGGUCCGGGGCGGAGCGGAGGAGCAGAGGAAACAAAAGACGGGUGGAAGGUGCAGAGACGAGCCGCUGGGUUUUUGGGUUUUCCCCCUGCAGGACUGUGGCAGUGAUCGGACUCAUUGAUGCGCGAGGAUUUUAUGUUUUUGAUUUUGUGUUUUUCCUCCAUCUCCUCCUGCACAUCAGCCCUCCGAGCAGCGGGGAGGAGCAGCCCCCUCUCCCGCUGCUCCCGCAUCCCUCCAGCGGACCGGGCUCACGGAUACACGCGCAUGGAUGCUGCGGUGUUUCUCUCUCUCUCUCUCUCCCUCUGUCCUCCGUGGAAAGCAACUUAAACCCGGGGGGACACAAGAGUGAAGCGGCGGAGGGGGAAGCAAGAAACAUAAAGAUCGACUAAGUAGAACCGGGAGAGGAGGGUCCCCUGCCCGGAGGAGGACAGGCUCUAACCCCGCAGGUUAGAGAGAUUAAACACAAAGGAGGCGUCCCUCAUCUUAUCCUGAAGGAGGCACCACAUAGAGCAUGAGCCUGUGUUUGUCUACAGCGCCAAAGGAGUUCCAGGGAGAAGCCUCUAUGGUCACGUACUCAUCGUCCUCCUAGCUCCACCAGGGGCCCUUUAAACCUGCUCCACGCUGCACUGGUGGACAUCUGCCGACUCAGAUCCCCCUCUGAUCGUUGGCAACCACAUGUUUGAGGUGACUGUGUGCUACUUGAGCAGCAGCAGCCUUCUGCGACCCCAAUCUCCACCAUGCAGUGGAGACGGCGGCACUGCUGUCCCAUCAAGAUGACCUGGACCAUCAAGCGUUCAGUCUUUCGGACCCACGUGACAGGCCUCCUCUCGCUGGCUCUGCUCUUCACUUUCUUCUUGUUUUUCAGCCACCAGGACUGGCUGCCGGGGCGCAGUGGGCUCCGGGAAAACCCACUCAGUAAUACACUGAAGGCCCUUCGCAGCCCCAAGGGGGACGGCAACCAGAGCAGCUCCCUGAGGAGCCCGUGGAGGGACGGGGGAUAUGUAGCGCCAAAGCCUCUGCUCAACCUGAGCACUCAGCAGGCGGAGGGGCCGGCAGGAGAGACCGUCGGAAGCAGGAUGGGUGUAAUGGGGCUCGGGGACACCAUGAGCACCAACAACAGUUUACAGAAGGAGAUGGGUGUGGGAGGGACGCUCAGUGCUCAGCCCUACCGCUACAUCCUGAACGAGCCCUUCAAGUGCAGGGACACCACGCCCUUCCUCAUACUCCUCAUUGCUGCCGAGCCCAGCCAGGCCGAUGCCCGAAACGCCAUCCGUGCAACCUGGGGGAAUGAGAGUGUAGCGAUGGGCCUGGGGUUUGUCCGUCUCUUUCUGCUCGGAGUAGGAAAGAGCUCUGACACCUUCCUCCAGAGCAGCAUCGAGGAAGAGAGCCGCAUUCACCAUGACAUCAUUCAACAGGACUACCAGGACACUUACUACAACCUGACCAUCAAAACCCUGAUGGGCAUGAACUGGGUGGCCACCCACUGCCCACACGCCUCCUAUGUGAUGAAGACAGACAGCGACAUGUUUGUCAACACCGAGUAUCUCAUCCAAAAGCUGCUGAAGCCCGAGCUGCCUCCCAAGCAUCGGUUCUUCACCGGCUACAUGAUGAGAGGCUAUGCGCCAAACAGAAACAAGGACAGCAAGUGGUACAUGGCGCCAGAGCUUUACCCGAGCGAGCGCUACCCGAUAUUCUGCUCGGGCACGGGGUAUGUGUUCUCAGGGGACAUGGCCGAGCUGAUCUACCAGGCCUCUCUCGGCAUUCGCAGACUGCACUUGGAGGAUGUUUACGUGGGGAUCUGCUUGGCGAAGCUCCGCAUCGACCCGGUACCCCCACCCAAUGAGUUCCUCUUCAACCACUGGCGGGUGUCUUACUCCAGUUGUAAGUACAGCCACCUGAUCACGUCGCAUCAGUUCCAACCCAACGAACUCGUCAAGUACUGGAACCACUUGCAGAGCAACAAGCACAACGCCUGCAUCAACAUAACCAAGGAAAAGAAUGGCAGGUACCGGAACCGAAGGUUUCACGGAGAGAGGCCUCCAUGACGCCUCCUGUGACUGCCAAAAAGACAAAGGGAGAUAGGCACACAGUAACUUCAGCCAUUGGAGGGCACGUGGAACCUAGCACUAUACACUAUUUGGGGAAAAGCACAUUGUUUUGGUAUUGUGUACAGUUCUUGAACCAAACUAUUUUUUUAAUUUGAGAAAAAAAAGGUAAUUAUGGUGAAGUAUUCUGGGGUGAAGGACAUGUCUGUGUUUAUGAUAAUUCAGGUGCCAACAGGAACGUGGUCGUUCAUGCUAAUGUGUAGGUUCUCCUCCAAAGGGAAGUGCGGUACGUCAAAAAAACAACUGUGACACAGUCGUGUUUACACAGACACAAAGGGAAAUGUUAGUGUAUUAUGUGGAAAGUUACACUACCUAAAUAUGAAUGAAAGUAUCUUUGACAUUGACCAGUGAUGCUGCCCUGUUUCUCAAUGUUUACUUUACAUAUUUAUCAAAGAACACACCUCUAGCCAGAGGGGUUUAUCUGUCAUAUACUGUAUUUUAUUUUGAAAAAGAAAUCGACACAGAAGCACUCAGAAUCACGACAGAGAUGACUGAGAUUGUAUUUUUUAAAGCUUUACAUUGAUUAUGACUGCACUAGAGCAAAUGUGCAAUGAAUCAAAUAACAAUUAAAUGUAUUGAAGUCA
Molecule: messenger RNA, 4217 nt
Organism: Pleuronectes platessa (European plaice)
Lineage: Eukaryota; Metazoa; Chordata; Actinopteri; Pleuronectiformes; Pleuronectidae
Gene: b3galt2
Product: UDP-Gal:betaGlcNAc beta 1,3-galactosyltransferase, polypeptide 2
Exons: 2
Coding region: 2266-3573 (435 amino acids)
Cellular component (GO): membrane
Molecular function (GO): N-acetyl-beta-D-glucosaminide beta-(1,3)-galactosyltransferase activity
Source: RefSeq, a predicted model, not a curated record